Messenger RNA from Ictalurus punctatus (channel catfish), 3337 nucleotides. It is a transcript of the gene syncripl, whose product is annotated as synaptotagmin binding, cytoplasmic RNA interacting protein, like. The record is from RefSeq and is a predicted model, not a curated record. Gene Ontology annotation, cellular component: ribonucleoprotein complex; CRD-mediated mRNA stability complex; nucleus. NCBI's taxonomy places the organism in Eukaryota, Metazoa, Chordata, Actinopteri, Siluriformes, Ictaluridae. Gene Ontology annotation, biological process: CRD-mediated mRNA stabilization. The coding region runs from base 396 to 1973 and encodes 525 amino acids. Gene Ontology annotation, molecular function: mRNA 5'-UTR binding. The transcript is spliced from 13 exons.
UACCUGGAGGAAGCCCCCGAGGUACGGGGAGAGCAUGCAGAGUCCACGCACACGGUGUGGAGGCGGAAAUCGAACCAUCAACUCUGGAGAUUUCGGAGACAUGGCCACUGAGCAUAUAAAUGGAAACGGUACUGAAGAACCAAUGGAGACUUCGGCUGCAGUUACCCAUUCAGAACACUUCCAGACAUUAUUAGACGCUGGGUUACCUAGAAAAGUUGCUGUCAAACUAGAUGAAAUUUACAUAGCAGCAGUUUGAAGGAAACAGAGUAUCCUGGGUGGCAGUUUCAGAAAAUUUCAUGUGUAGACCCUUAAAGCUGAGUAUUAAGCACUCCUGAGGAGGUCUCCUCAUACAGUGUCAGGGCAAGUGUGUUGCCAGAUGGACAUAUGCAGGAACAAUGGAGCAGCUGGCAGUGGUUAAGACAGGUCUGGUUUCUCACAGUGAUCUUGAUGAUCGUGCAAUUGAAGCUCUAAAGGAAUUUAACGAAGAAGGUGCUCUGCAAGUCCUCCUCCAAUUUAAAGACAGUGACCUCUCACAUGUUCAGAACAAAAGUGCCUUUCUCUGUGGAGUUAUGAAGACAUACAGGCAAAGGGAGAAGCAGGGGACCAAAGUGUCAGAUUCUAAUAAAGGACCAGAUGAGGCAAAAAUCAAAGCUUUGCUUGAGAGGACUGGUUACACACUUGAUGUGACAACAGGUCAGAGGAAAUAUGGCGGGCCUCCUCCUGAGUCAACCCACUCGGGUGCACAACCCACAGUUGGGACAGAGAUUUUUGUAGGAAAAAUUCCAAGGGAUCUCUUUGAAGAUGAGCUGGUCCCCCUGUUUGAAAAAGCUGGGCCCAUAUGGGACCUGCGUCUGAUGAUGGAUCCCCUCAGUGGCCUGAACAGAGGCUAUGCCUUUGUCACUUUUUGCACUAAAGAGGCUGCUCAGGAUGCUGUUAAACUGUGUAACAACAGCGAGAUCCGCCCUGGCAAACACAUUGGUGUUUGUAUCUCUGUGGCCAAUAAUAGACUGUUUGUUGGCUCCAUCCCCAAGAGCAAAACCAAGGAGCAGAUUGUGGAGGAAUUUGCUAAAGUUACAGAGGGGCUGAAUGAUGUAAUUUUAUACCAUCAGCCUGAUGACAAGAAAAAAAAUAGAGGUUUCUGCUUUUUGGAGUAUGAGGAUCACAAAACAGCAGCACAAGCACGGCGUAGGUUGAUGAGUGGCAAGGUGAAAGUGUGGGGAAAUGUGGUGACUGUGGAAUGGGCCGAUCCCAUUGAGGACCCUGACCCAGAGGUUAUGGCGAAGGUUAAAGUACUGUUUGUAAGAAACCUUGCAAGCACUGUAUCAGAAGAGCUCUUAGAAAAGACAUUCAGCCAGUUUGGCAAACUGGAGAGGGUGAAGAAGCUUAAAGAUUAUGCCUUUAUUCACUUUGAGGACAGAGAUGGUGCUGUUAAGGCUUUAGCUGAAAUGAAUGGGAAAGAUUUGGAAGGUGAACAAAUUGAAAUCGUCUUUGCAAAACCACCCGAUCAGAAGAGGAAAGAGCGGAAGGCUCAGAGACAAGCAGCUAAAACUCAAAUGCAUUGCUGGGCCUCCAGGUAUGAUGAUUAUUAUUAUUAUGGCCCACCACAUAUGCCACCGCCCACAAGAGGAAGAGGACGAGGAGGCAGGGGAGGUUUCUCUUAUCCCCAUGACUACUAUGGCUAUGAUGACUAUUAUGAAUACUAUGGCUAUGACUAUCACAAUUAUCGAGGUGGCUAUGAAGAUCCGUUCUAUGGCUACGAAGACUUUCAAGUUCAAGGUAGAGGACGAGGGGGUCGAGGAGCCCGUGGAUCCACCCUGUCCCGGAUUCGAGGUGCAACUUCAACUCGAGGAAGAGGAGGUUUCUCUCAGCGUGGAGGCCCAGGAUCCAGCAGAGUGGUGCGUGGCUCCAGAGGAGGAACUCAACAAAGAGGCCGUGUGCAGGGAAAAGGGGUCGAGGCUGGUCCUGACCAGUGACGGUGAAGACUGACUUGCUACAUUUGGGGUUACACCAUAAGCUGCCAGUGAAGAUGAUGGUAAGGUCGAAGCAAUGCCCCAAUGAUGUUACAGCCUUACAGAAGCAGAUCUCCCAUACUGCCACCUUUGAAAACCAGUGGAAAUUCUGUUCACUUGUACUCUUGGACUUGUUGUAUUCAUAUAAGUCAUGCAUUUAAAUUUUGUCACAUCCUACCCCCCUGUAACAUGCUCCAAAUAUUACAAAGUAUGCCAGUUUAAAAAAAAAAAAUUGAGGUUCAGACUUCCUAAAGGAUACUAAACAUUGUUCUUUUUUUGUUUUUGCACUUUUAAAGUCUCUGAGUUUGAAGUGGCUCAGUGGAGCUUGAUGUAUAUUUUUGUGCUAAUUGCAAUUUUAUUGUCGGAAUAUCCAUGUUUAUCUAAAUUAAUUAUUUGGAUGAAAAGGACAUGACAUCUGCAGGUUUUUGGUGUAACCACCUUGCAUGGAUAAGUCAGGCAUUCCAGGAAAGUGGUUCUUUUCAGAACUUGUCUUUAAAGGGUUGGUUAACUACCUCAGUACAGAGGAUUGAACUACCCUGCCUGUACUGUAAAUAGGGAAACUUAUAUUGAUGAAAGCAGGGCUUGUUUUCUAUGAAAUAUGCAUUAGAGCAGCUGCUCAAAAGAUGUACUUAAUGUAAUAUAAUCAUUUUGCUGCUGCUCUGACACUGCAAACAGUCAAACUGGGCAUGCAAAAUAAUCUCAUAUGAUGAGCCUGAACAAGCCCUGCUUUUAUCGUAUUUUGAACUGAAUUAGCUUCCUUGCUUCUUCAGAUUAUGUAGUUACUGGUUGUAUGAUUGUAUGAUAGUUUUGGAAUAAAAUGUUACUUUUGUAAAGGCUUGAACAUCACAAAGGCGUCAACUGCUUUUGGUAAGCCCUGCAGUGUCCCUUUUUCUAAGAAUUGAAAUACGUUUUUAGAAAACAGUCCUCUUAAGAUUAUGUAUCAUGCCUUUUUGUUUUACUGAAUCAUGCAUCAUUUUGCAAGAAUGAUCACAUUUCCACCUAAGACCAGACAAGAAAACUAGGCCCUGUUCACUUUCUUUGUGGCUGGCUGUGUUCAAUGGGAAGGUUUGGGAUCAUUCGGUGGAAAAAGGGAUGCUGCAGCUUUGGUUUAUAUUCCAUUAUAUAGCAAACAGUUGACUGAACCAUUCAACCGGUUUUGUACACAGUUAACUCCCUCUUGAUGAAGCUGUAUCAACCUUUUGACAUGUUAGCAGUUUUAAACUAUUGUUGGUGGCCAACAACGUUUUUGCAUUCCCGCAAAUAAAUUGUUUUAUACUGUAAAAUGAGGUGAGUGUAACUUAUUUUUGUAAUAAAGUUUUUGAUUUCUA